Molecule: messenger RNA, 1320 nt
Organism: Gryllus bimaculatus (two-spotted cricket)
Lineage: Eukaryota; Metazoa; Arthropoda; Insecta; Orthoptera; Gryllidae
Source: the annotation of a GenBank genome assembly
UGGUGUUCUGAUGACGGCGGUGGUGAUCGUAGCGGCGUGCGUGAUGGCGGAGGUGGUGAUGGCGGUGGCGGUGAUGGUGGCGGUGGCGGUGACGUCGGCACUGACAGUUUCAGCGAUGAUGAUAGUGGAGGCGGUGACUUCAAUAGCAGAGAUCGUGGCGGCGGCGAGGAAGAUUUAGCUGAUGUUGGGCGACAAGAGGUCCGCGAAGGACUUUCUGUCGAUGGACACGACGACUGUGCGCAAAUGGUGAGUGAAGCACCGGAAAAUCAGGCGAAGGAUAAGGAGGAGGUAUUCCAUCAGUGGCUAUUAGGGCGCACUGCAUCAAUGAUCCAGAGACUGUUACUCAUAGAACGGCAGAGAUUCUGGAUGGAGGUGGCAACGACGUCGAUCAAAGCGAAGGCAGUUAGACAGGGUGAAAUUCUGGCGGUAGAAGUGGAAACGUUUGUGAAAGCAAGUAGCGGAGAUGUUGAGCGAGAAAGGUCUGCCACUGGAGAUAUCAACUAUGUCGAAGCAGACGGAUGGGCUCUAAUGUGUAGAGUGAGGGAAUGUAGUAGUGGCUUUGGUAACGAAGUACGCAGCGGAGAUUACCGCGAGACGAUUGGGAGAGAUCCUUACAGUGGAGAUGGCAACGACUUCGAAAGUACGCAGCGGAGACUAUUGCGAGACGAGUGGGAGAGAUCCUGCCAGUGGAGAUGGCAACGACUUCGAAGGUACGCAGCGAAGACUACCGAUACAAGAGAGGAAGUGAUCCUGCCAGUGGAGAUGGCAACGACUUCCAAGGUUCGCAGAAGAGACUCGCGAGACGAGUGGGAGAGGCCCUGGCAGAGACGGAGGGCACGCAGUGGGGACUGCGGCGGAGGGAGGUUGGAUGCGUGGGAGGGGCGCUGCCCGAGGGCCGGGUGGGGCGGCGCUGCUGUGCGGGGGCGGGCGAGGGCGCCGGCGCUGGCGCUGCGGUUCGACCCCUGCUGCCCUCUCGGCGGCGCCGCCCGCACGUGCGCCGAGCCUCCCGCGCCGCCCGCGCCGCCCGCUCACUGCCAAGGUCGCCGGCGCGGCGCCGCGACGCGGCUGCUGGUGCUUGUGGUGUGCGAGAGAUGGAUGAGACAGGGAGGGCAAAAGGGUGGUGGUGGAGAGGGAAGGGCAUGGAACGAGGGAGAAUGGGAGGGACUGAACUUGAGAGGGGGUGUCGGAUCGUCGCCGACCCGGCACCCCAGACGUCACGUGGCCUCGCAGGUGUCUCAGCCCGAGCCAUGUAUUUUACGAAGAGCCACCAUGGAGCUCCCCGGGCUGCGUUGUAAAAGUAGGAGUCGGAGUUCGGGUUGA